Cajanus cajan (pigeon pea) is the source of this 1725-nucleotide messenger RNA. RefSeq names its product Pentatricopeptide repeat (PPR) superfamily protein. The record is from RefSeq and is a predicted model, not a curated record. Gene Ontology annotation, molecular function: mRNA binding; protein binding. Lineage: Eukaryota; Viridiplantae; Streptophyta; Magnoliopsida; Fabales; Fabaceae.
ACAAAAAAAAAAAAAAAAAAAAAAAAAAAAAUCCAAUGGCAUCACUCUCCGUCGCCCCUCCUUUCCCGCCACCCACCCUCCUCCGUCGAGCCUCUUCGACGCGAGCCCAAGCCUCGACCCGACCCGACCCGGAACCCGCUUCUUCCUCGACAGGUUUGGCAUUCGCGGACGAGCGCACGCGGAGAAUAGCGAAGGAGCUGGAGAAGCUGAAGGCGAGAGAAGCGAGGGAGCGGAAGGAGAUGACGAACCGAAAGACAGCGUCGCAGAAAGCAGUGUCGGUGAUUCUGCGGCGAGAGGCCACGAAGGCCCACAUCGAUAAGAGUGGUGGCAGGAAGAAGGGACCCGUCAACUCCAAGAAGCUUCUUCCCCAAACCGUCCUUGAAGCGCUCCACGAGAGGGUCACGGCUCUGCGCUGGGAAUCCGCUCUCAAGGUUUUUGAACUACUGCGUGAACAGCUCUGGUAUAGACCUAACUCUGGUAUGUACAUCAAGUUAAUCGUCAUGCUUGGAAAAUGUAAGCAACCUGAGAAAGCUAAUCAACUCUUUCAAGCUAUGGUUGAUGAGGGUUGUGUUUUGGACUGUGAAUCAUACACUGCCUUGUUAUCUGCCUACAGCAGGAGUGGUCUCUUGGACAAAGCUUUCUCUCUUCUUGAGGAAAUGAAGAAUACGCCUGGUUGUCAGCCAGAUGUCCAGACUUAUUCAAUCCUCAUAAAGUCUUGCUUACAGGUUUUUGCCUUUGACAAAGUUCAGAGCCUUUUAUCUGACAUGGCCAAUAAUGGGAUCAAACCCAACACAAUUACCUACAACACCCUUAUUGAUGCUUAUGGGAAGGCAAGAAAGUUUUCAGAAAUGGAAUCUAUACUUGUGGCAAUGCUUGCUGACCAGUAUUGCCAACCCGAUGUAUGGACCAUGAAUUCAACACUGAGGGCAUUUGGCAACAUUGGACAAAUUGAAACAAUGGAGAAGUGUUAUGAUAAGUUCCAAACUGCUGGAAUCCAACCUAAUGUUCAGACCUUUAACAUUCUCAUGGAUUCCUAUGGCAAGGCUCAGGAUUACAAGAAAAUGAGUGCUGUGAUGGAAUACAUGCAGAAGUACCAUUACUCUUGGACAAUUGUGACUUUCAACAUUGUGAUUGAUGCUUUUGGGAAGGCUGGGGAUCUCAAACAGAUGGAGUACUUGUUUAGACUAAUGCGGUCGGAGAGAAUAAAACCUAGUUGUGUCACACUGUGCUCUCUUGUCAGGGCUUAUGCACAUGCAGGUAAACCUGAAAAAAUUGGUGGUGUCCUGCGUUUUGUUGAGAAUUCAGAUGUAUUACUGGACACUGUAUUCUUCAAUUGCUUGGUGGAUGCUUAUGGGAGGUUAGGAUGUUUUGCUGAGAUGAAGGGAGUGCUUGAGAUGAUGAAACAAAAUGGUUGUAAACCAGAUAUCAUUACUUAUAGAACCAUGAUUAAAGCUUAUACAAUCAAGGGCAUGGAUAGCCAUGCUAAGGAGCUCAGAGAGCUCCUACCAACAGUGAAUAGGCCUGCAUUUAAAAGGGAUAAGCCUGACUUUUGAUGAGAAAAUCUGCUGAUAUUUUUGGCUCCAAUUUGUUUGGUGCCAUUGAUCUGUUUAUUUGUGCAUUCUUGCAAUAUACGUAUUGCUUUCAAAACAGUUGUAUAAAAAGGGAUAAAUAUUAGCGACACAUUAUUUAAAAUAUGCUUUUCAGCAUACUAUUUUUCAAGUGUUU